AUGGACAGAAGUUCCACUCUCCUCUUUUUUCUUAUAAUUUUCAUUCUACUAUUACUACAUGCCAAUGCUAAUAAUAUUAGCACUGAUGAAGCUGCUCUUCUUGAACUUAAAUCACACAUUUCUAACAAUAUCAUAGCAACAAACUGGUCUGCUUCCGUCCCGGUUUGCAGCUGGAUUGGAAUCACUUGCAGCUCCCGUCACCAUCGAGUCACUGCUUUAAACAUUUCUAGCAUACAACUUUAUGGUACCAUUCCUCCGCACAUUGGAAACUUCUCAUUUAUUUCUUCCCUUGACAUCAGUAACAACACUUUUCAUGGAGAUUUGCCACAAGAAUUGGCUCGUUUGCAGAGGUUGAAAUCAAUUAAUGUCACAAGCAAUAACUUCACCGGAGCCAUUACAUCAUUUUUAAGUUUGUUACCAAACCUACGCUUUGUGCAACUAUCAAGCAACCAAUUUUCUUGGAAAAUUCCAUCCUCCCUUUCCAAUUUAACAAAGCUGCAAAUGUUAUUCUUGGAGAGAAAUUUUCUUGAAGGAGAGAUCCCUCGAGAAAUCGGUGAUCUUCGUUACUUGACUAUCCUAGACCUGCAAAUUAAUCAACUUAGUGUCUCUAUACCACCAUCCAUUUUUAACAUUACUACAAUGCAUGUGAUUGCUCUUACGGAAAACAAUCUUACUGGAAAUCUUCCUAUAACUAUAUGUGAUCAUCUUCCAGACUUGAAAGGAAUUUACCUCAGUAAAAACUCCCUAGAUGGAUUUAUUCCACCAAACCUGGAGAAAUGCAGAAAGCUUCAAAAAUUGGAAUUGGGUGACAAUGUGCUUAUUGGAACUUUACCAAGAGAGCUAGAUAACUUAACAGCUCUUACAUAUUUAUAUAUUUCAGAUCUGCAUUUGGAAGGUUAG
Messenger RNA from Solanum pennellii, 900 nucleotides. Its product is annotated as receptor-like protein 35. Lineage: Eukaryota; Viridiplantae; Streptophyta; Magnoliopsida; Solanales; Solanaceae. Gene Ontology annotation, molecular function: protein binding. The record is from RefSeq and is a predicted model, not a curated record. The coding region runs from base 1 to 900 and encodes 299 amino acids. The transcript is spliced from 2 exons.